GACUGAAGAGCAGAAUGUGGAGGACAGCUGGUGCUGGGAGCCCGAUGGAGGCGACGAGAAAGGUGGCGGCGGCGCCACAGGAGAUUCCGCGAGGAGCAAGGAAUCCUCCGAUCUCGUGGACAUCGCCCUGGGCGCCAACGAUGUGGCCCGGCUAAACAAUCGCAUUGCGGAGCUGGAGCAGCUCAAUGCACAGCUGAAUGCCUCGCUGGAGGAGCUGGACUCGCAGCACGAGUUGGCCAUGCAGGAUGUGCUCGAGCACAAGACGCAGCUGGCCACGCAGGUGGCGAAUCUCAGGCAGCUGCAGGCCGAUCGAAUGGUGGAGCACGAGUUGUCGCAGGCCAGGCAGCAAAAGCAAUUGGAGGAAGUGCGUCUCGAGGUUACAGUGGCCAAGGAGCAGAAGCUAGAAUUGCAACAGCAAGUGGAUCAGCAGGCGGAGGAGCUGAAACGCAGCAUCCUUGAGCUGGCCGAGAUGCAGGCGCUGCUGGAGAAGCGCGGCCAGGAUAACACGGAGCUCAUCGAACGCGUGCGCCUGGCCGAAAAGGAUCUGGAGGAUGAGCGGCGGCUGGCCAAGGAGAAGAAGACCUCCGAGUCCUCCUCGUCGAACAGCUCCUCCUCCUCCGCCGGCGGCAAGCACAGCGAGGAUGAGUUCAUAGUGGUCAGUCAGGGCAACUCCGAACCCGAUGCGGACACUCCGCCGCCCUCGAAAGAGAAGCUGCGCGAUCGCCUCGUCUCGCUGGAGUCGCAAAUCUCCGAGCUCACUUUGGCCAACACCCAAAUGCAGGAUGCCCAGGUGGAGAAGCAGCUAGGCAUCAAUUUGCUAACCGAACAGCUGGCGGAACUCGAGAAACGUUUGCGUUUAAGCGAGGCGGAGAAGGAGCAGCUGCAGUUGGAUCUGCAGCUGCGCCUCCAGCAGCUCACGGUGCAGAACCAGGAGCUGAAGCUGCACGCCGAGGCCGAGCAGGAGGGCCAUGCCCAGGAUCUGGAGGAGCAGCUGGGCUCGCUGCGUGAGGAGAACCAGCGGCUGCGCCAGGAGCUGGACGCCAGCAUAGCGCAGGCCAAGUUCCGGCAGGCCAUUGCCGAGGAGAAGCAGGAGAUUACCGAUUUGGAUGAGACGGAAGCCACCGCCGAACAUGGCACCUACGAACUGGAUAAGCUGCGUGCUUUGCUCCAAGCCGAACUGGAGGAUCGCCUGGCCACCUCGCAGCCCCAACAGAAGUUGGAACGUGCCUGGAAUUCGCUCAGCGAGCGUUGGCAUCGCCUCGAUCUCGUCGAGCAGCGACUGACGCUAUGCGAGCACGAAAAGAAGACUUUGGAGGCGGACAUCUCGCAGUACAUCCUGCAGUGCGACGAGCUGAUGAAGAACAACGAGCUGCUGCUCAACGAGCUGGACAAGUACAAGCGCAACAAGCUGGAGACCAUCGAGGAGCAUCACGAGGAGACCAUUGUGCAGCUGGAGGCGCAGCUGGAGGAGGCUAAAAGGGAAGCACAGGAUAAGACUAAACUCCUGGCGAGGAAUGAGCAGAAGCUGGGAGAGCUGCUCCAGAAAAUGCAAGGCCAGGAGGAGCAACUAACUGCUGUUAACCAGGAACUAAGCGAAAAGUCGGGCCAACACAAAGCGCAGCUGGCCAAGAUCCAAGCUCAAUUGCAAACCGAGCAGGAGAAGCUGCGCGAGCAGCUGCAACUGCAGGACAAACUGGAGCAGCAGAAGGAGCUGAUGGAAGUGGAUCAGAACCAGCAGUUGAGCAGCCUUAAAAAGGAGUUAACCGAGGUUACCCAGCAACUGGAGGAGUGCCAAAACAAGCUGACUGCCAAGGAGGCUCUCCUCGCGGAGAUGCAACAGCAAUUGCUGGAGUUGAGCCAAGAAAAGAAGCAGCUGCAAGAGGAAUCGGAAUCCGAGCAGACCAACCAAAUCAGCGAGCUUCGGGCUCAGCUGCUGGCCAAGGAGCAGGAUCUAGCCAAUCUGCAGAAUCUGGCCGCCGAUCAGAGCCUCCAGCAGACCAUCGAUUCCCUGGGAAAGGAAAAGAACGAGCUGAUCAAGGCGCUGCAGCAGAAGCACCAGGAGAACACCCAGUACUAUGCGGAGAUCCAGCGUCUGCAGCCCUGCGAGCAGCAGCUCAAAGAGCUGGCCAGGGAGCGCGAGAAGCUGCAGGAUCAGAUCGGCUUCCUCAAGGAGAAGUCCGACAUACUCACCACCAAUCUGCUGACCGAGCAAACCAACCAACGGCUGUUGCAGCAACAGCAGGCGGAAUCCCAGGAGCAGCAGGCCAGUGUGCAGCGGGAUCUGGAGCGAUUGAGGGCCCAUCUGCUGGAGGUGGAGGAGCUGCACACCCAGGAGUCCGUGGAGCUGCAGCGCGACCUCGAGGAGUCGCGAUCCCGCCAGGCGCUGCUCGAGCAGCAGGUGUCCAAGUCGAGCACCGCCUACACAUCGGCCAGUAUUCGGGCCAAUCAGCAGGCGGAAACGCUGCAGGCGCAGCACGCUCUGCUCCAGCAGCAGCGGGAUGAGCUGCUGGCCAAACUGGGCCAGUACGAGGAUCGCGAGCUGAAACAGCAGGCGGCGCUGACCAAUCUCCAGUGUGCCCUGGAGCAGUUCCAAAAUGACAAAGACCACGACAUCGAGAUGGCCACGCAGCGCAUCCGCCGCGAGAUGCAGUCGCAGCUGGACCGGCAAGGUCAGCUGCAAUCCGAGAUGGGUGCACUGCAGCAGCAGCUGGCGGAGGCCAACCAGGGAUUGAGGGCUGCCGCCCGGCUCUCCGAUCAACUGGAGGCCGGUCAGCAGACGAUCGCCGUGCUGCGGGAUGAAGUGGAGAGCCUGAAGGAGGCCAAUGGCCAGCUGGAGCAGCGGCUGAGCAGCAGCGAGAGCAGCCAGACGGACAAGAUUGACAAGAGCCUGAUCAAGAGCCUGCUCAUCGGCUAUGUGGUCAGUGGACAUGCCGGGGACAAGCAGCAGGUGCUGCGCAUGAUCUCCUCGGUGCUGGACUUCAAUGCCCAGGAAUCGGAUAAGGUGGGACUGAAUAAGCAGCAGAGCAGCUGGCUGGGCGCCAUUCUGGGUGGAGGUUCUAGUCCAGCGGCAGUAGGAGGAUCUUCUUCGCGUGGCAAUGACAACCUGGUGCAGGCCUUUGUUCAAUUCCUGGAGCAGGAGUCACAGCCGCAGGCGCAGCUGCAAACGAGACCCACUCUGCUGAGCAUGACGGGUCAGAUGGACACGUCCAGCUCCACCGCUUCCGCCUCCACCUCCUCCAUCACCAGCACAACCGCUAAUCUUCCCCUGCCGACGAAUGCGAUGAAUGCGGUGCCACUGGCAAGUCAGCCGGAUGCAGCGACUCCGGGCACACCGCCAGUGGUGGGCGGAGGAUCGUCACCCGGCCAGUCCAUGGGCUCCAAUGAAUUUGCGCCCACACGCAACUCCAGCUCGAUAUUGAAGGACAUUCUCAGCGACUCCUGAUUGUUGUAGAAAAUUCGCAUAUUUUUUUUAUUGAGUAAUUUUAAAACAUAUUUUUAUGAAAUUCGUAAACGUGCAAUCGCGGCGCCUGUAUUCCCCCAAACGUAUGUCCCAAACGUAUAUCUCGCUAUAUAUAUAUAUAAUAACACAUAUAAUGUAUCUAUAAAAACCGUGAUGGUUACCC
Messenger RNA from Drosophila takahashii, 3623 nucleotides. RefSeq names its product Golgi microtubule-associated protein (gene Gmap). Gene Ontology annotation, molecular function: small GTPase binding. Gene Ontology annotation, cellular component: Golgi apparatus. NCBI's taxonomy places the organism in Eukaryota, Metazoa, Arthropoda, Insecta, Diptera, Drosophilidae. The record is from RefSeq and is a predicted model, not a curated record. Gene Ontology annotation, biological process: endoplasmic reticulum to Golgi vesicle-mediated transport; Golgi organization.